ACGUGUCACGGCCGGCCGUAGCCGGGUUAAGCAUAACCUGAAUAGUCUGCUCCCCAGGUGUGUUUGCGUGAGAGAUGCGGUUUGCAAUAGGGAACGAGACGACAUUAAACGCUCUCGUUGGAGCUUUAAAAUAACCUCGGCCUUUUCCCGAGAAUUCAGUUGUUCUCCUUUCACUUUGUUAUGUUUGUGGCGAGUUCAAAGCAGCCGAAGCAUCUGGAUGGGAACCAUAAUCAGUUAUCAAUGUCCCUGAAGAGCAUUAGCCUAGUGUGAUUAGACUGUAGAAGUUCCUUUGACGAGAGCCACACUAAACACACUAAAAGCAUGUCAGUGCGUGAGAGGCACGUCCACUGCCCAGCCAGCCUGGGAGCCAAACUGGCCCAGGAGUUCAACAACAAAGACUUCAGCGACGUCAAGCUGGUUGUCGGAGGAAAGGAGUUCUAUGCCCACCGCAUGCUAUUAGCCAAUCAGAGCGAGAUGUUCCGCAUCAUGUUCAAUGGCUCGCAGUGGGUGGAGUCCACCCAGGAGGAGAUCACCCUGGCUGAGUCCCGGGAAUGCGUGGAGGUGUUUCACGAUUUCCUCCAGUUCUUUUACUCGGCGAGGAUACAUCUCACCACAGAUAACAUUGUUGCUGUAAGAAUACUUGCUGACAAGUACCAGCAUAUUCAGCUGAUUAAGGAAUGCGAUCACUUCGUCACAGAGAUCAUCGCCCAUGACGAGAUUGAUAUUCUGGUCAACUGGCUGGUCAACAUGGCCAACCUCGGUGACAGGAUGGAGCAGCGCUGCCUGAGCAAGCUGCAGCUAGACUUCACCAGGUUGAUGGCCUCGGGGACCUCCCGGGGCCUGCUGACCCUGGAUCUGUUGGCCAAGAUCGUGGAGAGUGCCAACGUGUUGGUGUGCAACGAGCUGAUGAUGUUUAAGCUGGUGGCCCGGUGGAUCCUGGAGCACCGCCAUGCUUCCACCCAGAAGGCCGCCAUCAACAGGCUCCUGCCACUCAUACGCUUUGUGCUCAUGACCUUCGACCAGCUGAGUGCUGUGGAGAGCUCGGAGCUGGGGACCAAAUACCCGGACCUGAUCAUGAAACACACGUUUAUGGCCUACAAGGCCCUGGCCCAGAUGGCCGUCAAGAAGGAAAAAGAGGACACAGACAAGGACAGAGAGGAGGACAGAGAUAAAGUAGACACUGAGCAGGCUUCAAAGGCUAAAGUGUCCAUGAUCCAGCCACGUCUAUACAUGGACAAGCCAUGGGGCAAUGGAUACACCAAGCCCAGUGACACCUUCCUCAGCAGCGAGUUUGACACGGGCAACUUCACCUGCCCCGUGGUGGACCGUGCCCUCCAGUCAUGCCUCAUCACCAAGAUGACAGACAGCUGGCACAUGUGCUACAAGGUGGAGGUUAAGCCCUGCAACGAGUCAGAAGACCAGGUCAUCAACCGGGUCAUGGUCACCCACGACCUCUCCUGCAAAUACCGCAUCAUCCCGGACGACAUCCGCUCCUACGAGCUGGUCGUCCUGACGGGUUACGUCCCCACAGAUGAGGCAGAAGACCCUGACCUUGCGUUCACCACGCUGACCAUCAAGAAGCACCUGGGUAAUGUCAAGCCGCAGGCCCUCAAGACCACCUCACGCCGACGGAUCAAAUUCACCGAGAUUCUCAAGCCGGCGCUACUUGGGGGCAGCAAGUAUGUUUUCUCGGCUGCUGUAUAUUACAAAGAUAGAUAACUUGAUCGAUCGGGGAAAUAGGAGUUUGCUACAACAUGCUUUGAUGACGUUGUAGUACAUGUAUGUUUCCAGGAUUCAGAAUAAUCCUCCCCAAAAUUUGAAAUUUUUCAUGAAGAAUCGGAAUAUUCUCUGUAUUACCAUGAACAAGGAAAAAUCACUAUUGCAUUGUGCAAGAGUCAAGUCCAUGUCGGUGAUGAUUUACACAGUACUGCACAUUCUCAUUGGUUCCAUAAAAUUUUGAUUUCCACAAGAGUUUAUAACUUCUGAAAUUGUCCGCAGUAAUUUUUCAUUGCUGAUUCACUGCAAAAUUCAGUGUGAAAUUCAGCAAAAAAUUCACUGCACGUGGUGCUUCCACACUUGACAUGAUCGUGGUCAAUUUCACAGCAGUGCUUAGUCUUGGAUCCAAACGUUUUUAGCUGUGGUUCCUAGUGAAACCAAGCGUCGCGAUGCGCACAGUGCUAGUUACUAUGUAGCUUGUAGCUAGUUUUCGUCCGUGAACACUUUCUGUAUCACGUCCAUCUUGCGGCUGGUAUGCAUCAAAAGAGGAUACUGCCACAGACGUGGCACACACAAUGUGUACUGCACUGACUUCGGAUAAGUCGUAUUAUGGUACAUGCACAAGAUUACAGGGACAGUUUCCGGUAAUACAUAGGCAUGUCAAAAUUGCGAUUUGGCAGAGAUUUUAGGGGUGAAAUCGGGUGAAAAUGCAGACAUUUUCUGCCAAAAUCGGGAAGGUUGGGAGGUCUGUGUUUCUGAAGGUAAAAAAAUCUUUCAUCAGAAUCACUAAAUAAAAAAAAGUAAGGCCAGGUUUUUAAAGUUUUUUUUAAGUGUCAGAAUCACUUGGGUGCAGCCUGAAAUUACACAAGACUCUAUGAGAACUGGCUUGGGUCAUUAUGCCAUUAAUAUAGACUCAAGCUUAAUACAUGUAUCUGGCUGCAGCCAAGUAAUUCGGACAUGGCCUCGGUAAAAAUUUUCAAAACACAAUGGUAAAAUCUUCAGAAAUUUAUCCUCUCUCCCAUAAAAUCUCAAAUCCUAUGCUUAAAUAAUUCCACUGUGGUAAUGAGCCGGCCAGUUUAAGUAAGAGGUAGAUAUUGUCCUCCAUUGCUGCUAAAUAAUUUAGUUUUAUAGCUUGCCCCUUUUGAAAAGAAAAUUCAAUACCAACAUUGCCAACACAUUUAGAUGGCUUGUGUGAGUGAUUUUCUAAACAUUUUGUAAUUUCUUAACUGAUUUUAGGCAUAGUCGGGUUAAUGUUGAAGCUUUUUAAUGAUAAUGUGGUGUUCAUUCUUAUGAACUGUUGCAUCAAGAAUAAGUAAGAUGUUCACUUAAUCUGAAAAUGUUUAAAUACAGAGAAGCGAGAUCCAAAUUUUUACCCUUUUCCAGAGAGGUAAGCAUUUUGAAAUUAAAAUUUAGACAGAAGUUUUGGAAAUACAACGGUGUGUUUCACCCCAGACAUUAUACCAAAAUCCAGACAAAGAAAUAGAUACAAAUUAAAAGAAAUACCAGAACUGUUAAAUGGUAUUGCAAAAUUAAUUGUACAUCUUUCAAUAACCAUUUGAAACUUGAAAUGUUUUGUGGACAGCAACCCAUACUAGAAGUAUCAUUGGUCGUGCCAAGUCCAGGUGUAUGCGAAUGCAGUCCAUUCUAGACUACUCCAGAAAUUGAAACGUGCAUGACACAUUUUGCCUGGGGUUUUCAGAGUUCUUAUAAAGUGGUACAUGCUCAUGUAUGGAUGUAAAUUGUUCCUUGAUGGGUUGACCAUGUCGUGGGCAUCAGUGGUACUGUGUAACUGCUCCACCCCGAGCAGAACACAAUACAGGCAUUGAUGGGGUUUUCGAUGAAUAGACCUGUCAAAUAAUGUCAUGCAUGUGUGCUUUCCUAUGGUAGUAAGAUGAGACGCAAUCCGUUUAAGUCCCCUAGGAAAAGGCACAAAGCAUGACAGCAUAAUGUUUUAGGCUUACAGCAUUAAAUUGGUAAUGGUUUUAUUUUGCAUACGCACCCUCAAAUCGUACUACUGUUGUAACAAAGGGCUUCAGAGCAUGCAGUGCCAUUUUGCCAUGCCACUAGUAAAAUGUGCACUAAUUUCUACUGUACAGAUUUGUAAAUAUUUUUGUACUCAAUAUCAUUUUGGCUGCUAUUUUUCAUGUUUCCAAUCUUUCCAGUAGAUUUUAUCAAUACAAAUUUAAAAGAGAUGUUACUUGACGAUUUAUCGUCCGAAGCACGUGUGGCAUUUUCUGUCACACAGCAACGUCAUUUUAUGCAGAUCUAUUUGUAUAAAUGUUCUGUAUUUACUUGUCCGUACCAUGCCUGUCAAUACUGAAAGGAAAAUUUAUGUGUAUCUGCAUGCUGUAUUUUCUUAGAUUUUAGACCAAUUUUACAGUUUGGCAAAUGUAUUUAAAUGGUUCAUCUUGUCAGUGUAAAUCAUAGAAUGAUCCUGUAUUAUAUGAAAUAAAUGAACAUGUUCCGUGUUUUCAGA
Molecule: messenger RNA, 4192 nt
Organism: Acanthaster planci (crown-of-thorns starfish)
Lineage: Eukaryota; Metazoa; Echinodermata; Asteroidea; Valvatida; Acanthasteridae
Product: BTB/POZ domain-containing protein 17-like
Molecular function (GO): protein binding
Source: RefSeq, a predicted model, not a curated record